Molecule: messenger RNA, 2833 nt
Organism: Stegastes partitus (bicolor damselfish)
Lineage: Eukaryota; Metazoa; Chordata; Actinopteri; Pomacentridae
Product: inhibitor of nuclear factor kappa-B kinase subunit alpha-like
Exons: 22
Coding region: 326-2533 (735 amino acids)
Biological process (GO): tumor necrosis factor-mediated signaling pathway; positive regulation of transcription by RNA polymerase II; peptidyl-serine phosphorylation
Cellular component (GO): IkappaB kinase complex; cytoplasm
Molecular function (GO): IkappaB kinase activity; ATP binding
Source: RefSeq, a predicted model, not a curated record
CCUGUCAGCGUGUACUUUCACUUUACGCACAUAUUGAGUUGUGUGACACUCGCAGAGGAUUUCCACCCAAAAUUACAACAAAACCACGACAUAAACUUUAAUUUUAAAGCCAUGUUCGAUGGAGUCGUAGGGUGAGGGUGUAAUUUCGCGGGUUCAGUCUUCUUACUUAAACACUGAACAAGAACACGGACCGUAAACAACGCGGUUAGCUAACUCUGCAGCAACAAUGUUCUGACACAAAGUGAGCUGUCACCUGAAGACUCUGACCUGCUGCACGGCAGAGGUCCUUUGCACUGUUCCCAGUGGCUGCAGCAGGCCUCAGGCUAUGGAGCAGACUGCACCCAAACAGAGCCAGCUGUGUGGCUCCUGGGAGAUGAAGGGGAAACUUGGGAAGGGAAGCUUUGGGCACGUCUACCUGUACCAGCACCUUGAGUUGGGCUCGAAGAUUGCUGUGAAACUUUGCCGCCUGGAGCUAGACUCCAAGAAAAAAGACCGCUGGUGCAAAGAGAUUCAGAUAAUGAAGAAGCUGAACCAUGUGAACAUUGUCCAGGUCAAAGAAGUACCAGAAGAAAUGAGCUCCAUUGCUUUAAAUGACAUACCGCUGCUGGCCAUGGAGUACUGCUCGAGAGGAAGCCUACGCAAGCUGCUGAGUAAACCAGAAAAUUGCUGUGGACUGAAGGAGAGUGAGGUCCUUUUGCUGCUCAGUGACAUUGGUUCUGGUAUCCAGUAUCUACAUGAAAAUAAGGUCAUUCAUAGAGACCUAAAGCCAGAGAACAUAGUUUUACAAGAGGCUGAUGGGAAGCUAGUCCAUAAAAUCAUAGAUAUGGGUUAUGCUAAGGACCUGGAACAGGGCAGUCUGUGUACAUCCUUUGUUGGAACUCUCCAGUAUCUGGCUCCAGAGCUGUUUGAAAGUAAACCCUACACUGUAACUGUGGACUACUGGAGCUUUGGAACAGUGAUCUUUGAAUGCACUUGUGGCUUUCGCCCCUUUCUGCACCACAUGCAGCCUGUACAAUGUAGGACAAGCAAAGUCAAGAACAAAGGUCCCAAAGACAUCAUGGCAGUAGAGGACAUGAAUGGAGAAGUCAGAUUUUCCUCACAUCUUCCAUAUCCAAACAACCUCAGCAGGCCUUUGCUGGAACCAGUCGAGUCUCUUCUGCAGAUGUUGCUACUGUGGGACCCUGUGAUGCGCGGUGGAGCUCUGGAUCCCGACACAAACAAGCCAUACUGCUUCACCACUCUGCAGAAUAUUCUCAACAUGAAGGUCAUCCAUGUGUUGGACAUGACGUCAGCACAGCUGCACUCAAUGGUUUUGGGCGCUGAGGAGAACUUACUCUCCCUGCAGCUUCGUCUGGAGACCCACACUCAGACACACAUCUCCCCACUGAGUCAAGAGCUGCUGCUGGAGACGGGAAUCUCCCUCGACCCACGCAGACCACCUGCACACUGUCUGCCAGAUGGAUUGCAUGGCUGGGACACCUUCAUAGUCUUCCUGUUUGAUAAGAGCCUGACCAAGUACUCUGGACCACUGACUGCCAGACCUCUGCCAGACAGUGUCAACUUUAUAGUCAGGGAGACUAAGACACAGCUGCCACUGUCUGCUCUUAAAAAGGUGUGGGGCGAAGCAGUCAGCUACAUCUGUGGUUUGAAAGAGGACUACAUUCGACUGUACCAGGGACAGAGAGCUGCCAUGCUGAGUCUGCUGCGUUACAACACCAACUUAACGCGGUACAAGAACCUGCUGUUCUCCCAGUCGCAGCAGCUCCGAGCCAAACUGGGGUUCUUUAAGUGUAGCAUUCAGCAAGACCUUGAGCAGUACACUAGGCAGAGGAACACCGGCAUCUCUUCAGAAAAAAUGCUGAAGUCAUGGCAGGACAAUGAAGAGAAGGCUGAUGGGUUUACAAAGGUUGCAGAUGUGGGGUAUCUGGAUGAAGAGAUUGUGGCUCUGCAUUCUGAGAUUGUGGAGCUGCAGAGGAGUCCGUUUGCGAGGAGACAGGAGGACAUGAUGGAACAACUUGAAAAAAAGGCAAUUGAACUCUACAAGCAACUGAAAACUAAAUGCAAAAGUCCUGACCCUCCACAUGGCUACAGUGACAGCUCAGAAAUGGUGAAGACUAUACUCCAGACAGUUCAGAACCAGGACAGAGUACUAAAAGACUUGUACACUCACCUGAGCACAAUUCUGGUGUGUAAGCAACGUAUUGUGGAUUUGUUCCCAAAGUUGGAGAGGGCGAUAGAGAACAUUAAAACUGCAGAGGAAGCAGUGAUGCAGAUGCAACUGAAGAGACAGAGGGAGUUCUGGUACCUCCUCAGGAUUGUCUGUGCUCAGGGCAGUGCUCAAUGUGCAGCACUUAGAAAACAACGUGCUGACAGUGAAACGGUUCAUCAAUUACUGGAUGAAAAUCAACGUUAUCUGAGUCAGCUCACUGCUUUGCUACAAGAUGCCACCCAGGAGAUGGAGCACAGUGUCAUGGAACAGGACUGGAGCUGGACUCAGUACGACUCAGUGAAAGUGGAAGCUCAGAACCUGUAGAAACUGGCCAAAGAUUCUUUACUGUAAAAAGUGCCUUACAAGAGUUACACUAUCUGAAAGCUUUGUAAUUCCAGACUGUGUCAUUUAGAUGUAUGUAAUGCUGUAAUACAAUGAAACAGCAUGAUUUGAUAAACUAUUCAUGUUUUUACUUUAAAAUAUGUUAUUGAAUAGUAAACAGUAUUUCCAAGUGUAGCUAUGGUGUAUUUAUUUAACUGAUAAUAUUGAUUGGAGUAAAACAUUGCUGCUAACCAACUAUGCAUGAUGGAAUGUAAAUAAAUUUUUAUAAAUGUAAGGCAAAUA